Molecule: messenger RNA, 1262 nt
Organism: Mauremys reevesii (Reeves's turtle)
Lineage: Eukaryota; Metazoa; Chordata; Testudines; Geoemydidae
Gene: CIMAP1D
Product: outer dense fiber of sperm tails 3 like 2
Exons: 4
Coding region: 366-1124 (252 amino acids)
Cellular component (GO): cytoskeleton
Source: RefSeq, a predicted model, not a curated record
CAAUCUUGCAUCACUUUGCUGGGGCCACGGUCGAGUGUGUAUGGGGGAUAAGUUUACAAUGUCACCCCAGUCCCUCCUCCAUGGGUGUCGGCUUUCAGCGAGCGCGACCAGUGGCUGUCACCAGUGCUGAUGGACUAACACUUCUCCGUAGCAGGGAUCCAGCAAGCGUCUCAUGCUGGGCUCCUCUGGGAACACCCCGCUGCCAGGGCCUUUUCUCUGCAGGGCGGUUUUAUCAGAGCAGAGAGACAUCCCCACCUGUUAGCAUUCGCGCUCAGGAUCAGCAGUAGUUUUGGAGCAGGGGGAGAGCAAGAGAGCCCGGCCCGAUAAAGGAUUGGUUCCGUUUGUGCAUCCACGCCGUGUCCGGGAUGGCAGAGGUGGGGCGGAGAAAGACACCUGCCAUUGCUGCUCAUGAGACCGGCCCCGGGCCGGGACAGUACCGUCUGCCUCCUACUGUCGGAUUUGUCAACCACGACUACACCAAGUUAACCAGCCCAGCUUAUUCCUUUCACAGGAGACUCAACAAUGGCGUGUACUUCAAAGAUUCAAGCCCAGGUCCCUGCUAUUACGUGGACCCGCAACUCACUCGCUUUGGCAGGAGCGGAGGCCCAUCCUAUUCCAUGCUGGCGAGAUCAAAGACCCUGGCACAGCCACGGACCCCUGGACCAGCCAGGUACAGUCCAGAGAAAGCCCCACCUGUCACCCAGCGCAGGCCGCCGUCUUUCACCAUAGGAUCUCGUACCAAGUACCGGCGGGUGGAUCCCGUCCCUGCCCCGAACAGCUACGCUCUCCCCUCGCUGCUGGGCUCCUGGGUCCCCAGCAAACCGUCCAGCCCUAGUGUCACCAUCUCAGGAUGGAACAAACACGGUGGCUUUUCUGAGGACUGGUCCCAAACGCCCGGCCCCGGCCAUUACAACAGGACAGACCCCAACACCUACUUGCACCGGGCACCUGCCUUCUCCAUGCGGGGGCGACGCAGUGCGCCCGGGGCCCCCUUCCGGACACCGGGGCCUGGAACGCACAGCCCCGAAAAGGUGACCGCCCACAAGACAAGAGCCCCAGCCUACUCCCUGGGUGUCCGGCACUCCGAAUUUGUCACUCCUCUCAUUGUGGAUGUUUCCCAGUGACAGAGCAGCGGGGCAGCAAAUCCCUUGAUUUCCCUUCCCUGCCUUGAUCUACUGGCUCUCCAGUGACUCAGACUGGAAGCUCUUCGCUUUUCCCCCAGCCCAUUCAUGACACACAGUCCUGGGAGAGCUUCCAAGCAG